Molecule: messenger RNA, 369 nt
Organism: Dimorphilus gyrociliatus
Lineage: Eukaryota; Metazoa; Annelida; Polychaeta; Dinophilidae
Source: the annotation of a GenBank genome assembly
ACUUUUAGUAAGAAUUGUUCGUAAUGCGCAUGCGUUGUCACAUGGUACAGAAAAUAUCUUCAGAAAUUGGCUUGGAAGCAUAUUUAACCAAAGCUCUGUAUUUGACAAGUUAGUUGUGUUAAAAAACGAGAAAAAAUGGACGACAAAGAAUUUGUGUCAACGACUGACAACGAUUUUGAAAAAGUCGAAGUACCCCAAAAGAGUACUGAGUCUGAAAGCAACAUAGCCACUAAAGACGAAAAGUCUGCUGAGAAGACAAAUUACUUAUGUUGUGGAACGAAACUGCUGUGUAGCCUUGACCCUAAAGGUGAGCUAAAUGUAGAUAAAAAAAUGUACAAUAUGUCAAAUUUCCAUAGUAAAAAGUUUUAA